GGCUCCGUUACUGCAACAGGAGGACUCGGGCGGUGGAAGGAAGCGCGAUCGGUGUCGGGGGCAGACACGGGAAAGUGACCCACUUCGCUUCUAUCUUUGGACAGGUGGCCAUGACCUCACUGCCCACUCGGAACUCCGGGGUCCCCGACUUGGUUUCCGGGCCGCCGCCGCCCGCGCCUUCCAUCCCAGCCAACCAGAGCGCAGAGGCGUCGGCGGGCAACGCGUCUUGGGCGGCGUCGGUGCCCGGCCCGGGUGCGCAGGCCAUCACGCCGUUCCAGAGCCUGCAGCUGGUGCAUCAGCUGAAGGGCUUGAUCGUGCUGCUGUACAGCGUGGUGGUGGUCGUGGGGCUGGUGGGCAACUGCCUGCUGGUGCUGGUGAUCGCGCGCGUGCGCCGGCUGCACAAUGUGACCAACUUCCUCAUCGGCAACCUGGCUCUGUCCGACGUGCUCAUGUGCGCCGCCUGCGUGCCGCUCACGCUGGCCUACGCCUUCGAGCCUCGCGGCUGGGUGUUCGGCGGGGGCCUGUGCCACCUGGUGUUCUUCCUGCAGCCCGUCACCGUGUACGUGUCGGUGUUCACGCUCACCACCAUCGCCGUGGACCGCUACGUCGUGCUGGUGCACCCGCUGCGCAGGCGCAUCUCGCUGCGCCUCAGCGCCUACGCGGUGCUGGCCAUCUGGGCGCUGUCCGCGGUGCUGGCGCUGCCCGCCGCCGUGCACACCUACCACGUCCGGCUGGAGCCCCACCACGUGCAUCUCUGCGAGGAGUUCUGGGGGCCCCAGGAGCGCCAGCGCCAGCUCUACGCCUGGGGACUGCUGCUGGGCACCUACCUGCUGCCCCUGCUGGUCAUCCUGCUGUCGUACGUGCGGGUGUCGGUGAAACUCCGCAACCGUGUGGUGCCGGGCUGCGUGACCCAGAGCCAGGCGGGCUGGGACCGCGCGCGCCGCCGCCGCACGUUCUGCCUGCUGGUGAUCGUGGUGGUGGUGUUCGCCGUCUGCUGGCUGCCCCUGCACGUCUUCAACCUGCUGCGGGACCUCGACCCGCACGCCAUCGAUCCCUAUGCCUUCGGCCUGGUGCAGCUCCUCUGCCACUGGCUGGCCAUGAGCUCGGCCUGCUACAACCCCUUCAUCUACGCCUGGCUGCACGACAGCUUCCGGGAGGAGCUGCGCAAGCUGUUGCUCACCUGGCCCCGCAAGAUCGUGCCCCACCGCCAGAGCGUGACGGUCAGCGUGGUCAUCUGAUGCCGCCCGGCCGGGCCUGGCCUGGGCUGGGCAG
Dipodomys ordii (Ord's kangaroo rat) is the source of this 1272-nucleotide messenger RNA. RefSeq names its product prolactin releasing hormone receptor (gene Prlhr). Gene Ontology annotation, biological process: G protein-coupled receptor signaling pathway. Gene Ontology annotation, cellular component: neuron projection; plasma membrane. Gene Ontology annotation, molecular function: neuropeptide binding; neuropeptide Y receptor activity. The transcript has a single exon. NCBI's taxonomy places the organism in Eukaryota, Metazoa, Chordata, Mammalia, Rodentia, Heteromyidae. Bases 111 to 1238 code for a protein of 375 amino acids. The record is from RefSeq and is a predicted model, not a curated record.